UUUCUAUGAGGAAUGUCUUGCUGCUGCAAAACCAGCAAGGAACAGUAUGGUCAUGUGACUAAAGAGGGCAGGAUACUUCUAGGAAGUGCCCCUGCGAAGGCAGCCAACGUGUAUCGGCACUGCAGGCUCCAGGCUACAGAACUACCACUCAGUGGUGAGUGAAGGCUCUGCUGUGGUCAGUUCUCAAACAUCAGCAACUCCUUUGCCCUAUGACCAACUGCCUGGUGACUGGAAGAAAGGAUGGAGUGGCUUGUACCAGUUUUGGAAAAAGGGUGGAUUCUACAACAUUCAUCAUCUCAUGGUGGAAAAUUACCAGCGCUUUGGACCUAUAUACAGAGAGACUCUGGGAACGUAUGACAGUGUUUAUAUUCAGAAUCCAGAGGAUGCUGCUGCAUUAUUCAUGGUGGAAGGAAUGUAUCCUGAGCGCCUUCGUGUUCAGCCGUGGUAUGAGUAUCGUGAUUACCGCAAUAAAAAAUAUGGAGUUCUACUAAAGAGUGGAGAAGAAUGGCGCUGCCAAAGACUAAUAUUGAACAAAGAAGUCCUUUCUGUAGCAGGAAUGAAUCGCUUCCUGCCUCUUCUGGACAAUGUCGGACAGGAUUUUAUUCGCAGAGUUUACACUCAGGUGGAGAGAAGUGGUCGGGGAAAGUGGACAGCUGACCUGACCAAUGAGCUCUUUCGAUUUGCAUUGGAGUCUGUGUGUUAUGUGCUCUAUGGACAACGUCUUGGUCUGCUGCAAGAUUACAUAAACCCUGACUCUCAAGAAUUCAUAGAUUCUGUAACUGUCAUGUUCCACACCACCAGCCCCAUGCUUUACAUUCCUCCACGACUCCUUAGGUUAAUCAACUCCUCCAUUUGGAAAGACCAUGUAAAGGCUUGGGAUUCUAUCUUCAACCAUGCUGAUCGCUGUAUACAGAGCAUCUACAGUUCUUUAAGGCAGCGCUCAGACGAUACAUAUGCAGGAGUCCUUUCCAGUCUUCUUCUUCAAGAUAAGCUUCCUCUUGAGGACAUUAAAGCUAGCAUUACUGAACUGAUGGCAGGAGGUGUGGACACGACGUCUAUGACUCUUCAGUGGGCCAUGUAUGAGCUGGCACGUGCCCCAAGUGUCCAGGAGAAGCUUAGGUCUGAAAUUCUCGCUGCUAGGGCAGCUUCUGGAAAUGACUUAACAACGUUACUGAAGAGGAUCCCAUUGGUCAAAGCUGCUUUGAAAGAAACUCUCAGAAUGCAUCCCGUGGCUAUCUCAUUACAGAGAUAUACUCAGAGGGACACAGUUAUCCGGAACUACUUGAUACCACAGGGGACCUUGGUGCAAGUUGGACUGUAUGCAAUGGGUCAGAAUCCAGAUAUCUUUCCUUCUCCUGAAAAAUUCUCUCCUGAGCGCUGGCUAAGGGAAGAAUCAACUCAUUUUAAAGGCCUAGGCUUUGGUUUUGGACCCCGACAAUGUCUUGGCAGAAGGAUAGCAGAAAUGGAGAUGCAACUUUUCCUCAUUCACAUUCUGGAGAAUUUCAAGAUAGAGACUAAUCGAAUGGUUGAGGUGGGAACAACCUUUAAUCUCAUUCUCUUCCCUUCCAGACCCAUUCAACUAACCUUGUCCCCUUUGUCAAUGAAUGGUUCUGAAGGACAUUCUUAAUGAUUUCUCGCUUUGACAUAGAAGAGGAGGCCAUUUUGACCGCUGAAUCAUUGUCCAAGAUAAUGUAGUCUAUUAAUGAAUUAAAAAAUGUGACAUCCCAGGUGCCCUGGUAACUGAUAUCCAGGUGAACAACUUUUAGAUUCUUCUUCUUCUUCAAUAUUUAAAGCACAACUCUGUUGAAAAAUCUAAGUGUCUUAAAUUAUCAUCUGUAACCAUUAUGUCUGAUACCAUUAUUAGUAUGUACUGUAGGGAAACGAGGUAGGAAAUGCACUGUGUGAUCAUUGUAAAUCUGCAUAACCCUGGGUGCUCUGCAGUUGUCACCGAAUGUCCACUAGGCUCCUUACUGUAGAUCAGUGGUUCUCAGCCUUUUUCCCCCCGAGUAUCCCUUGGUAACCCAUUACCAAAAAUUG
Messenger RNA from Hyla sarda, 2037 nucleotides. Its product is annotated as cholesterol side-chain cleavage enzyme, mitochondrial. Gene Ontology annotation, molecular function: heme binding; monooxygenase activity; oxidoreductase activity, acting on paired donors, with incorporation or reduction of molecular oxygen. The record is from RefSeq and is a predicted model, not a curated record. Gene Ontology annotation, biological process: cellular response to peptide hormone stimulus; glucocorticoid biosynthetic process; C21-steroid hormone biosynthetic process. The transcript is spliced from 10 exons. Gene Ontology annotation, cellular component: mitochondrial inner membrane. Bases 299 to 1627 code for a protein of 442 amino acids. Lineage: Eukaryota; Metazoa; Chordata; Amphibia; Anura; Hylidae.